Molecule: messenger RNA, 858 nt
Organism: Aspergillus calidoustus
Lineage: Eukaryota; Fungi; Ascomycota; Eurotiomycetes; Eurotiales; Aspergillaceae
Source: the annotation of a GenBank genome assembly
AUGUCAACCCUCUUCACCCUCCCCAUUCCCAACACAAACGGGACUGGAAACAUAACAUGCACAACGCCAGGCGCCGAUACACCAAGCCUACAAGGCUCCCCUGAAACCGACGUGUCCAAAAUCUACAUACUAACCUUCACUUCGCCUCCGGACAACCGGCUAACGCCCUCUUUCAUCUCGACAUUCCUGCUCGCGCUCGAUAUCCUAGAGCACCGGUACCCAAGGGGUGUCGUCAUCUCCACGUCGGGUAUUGGCAAGUUUUAUAGUAAUGGACUUGAUUUGGAGGUUGUGGCGCAGACAGAGGGGUUCAUGGAGAGAUGGCUUUGGGUGCUUUUCCGGAGGCUUGUUACAUACCCCAUGCCCACAAUCGCCCACCUAAACGGGCACGCCUUUGCGGGCGGCUUCAUGCUCGCCAUGUACCACGACUACCGAAUAAUGAAUCCAAAGCGUGGCUUCCUCUGUCUGAACGAGAUCGAUCUUGGUGUCCCGCUCCAAACGCCCAUGAUGGACAUUUUCCGCGCGAAGCUGUCUCCCACGACAUUCCGCGAUAUUGUCCUCGAAGGGCCCCGCGUUGGCGGUAGUGACGCUCUGCAAAAGGGGAUUGUUGAUGGCCUUGGAGGGGCUGAAGAGGUGUUUGGGUUUAUUGCGGAGAGGCAGUUGGUUGGGAAGGCGGCUACUGGGAUUUACGGGAUUAUGAAGGAGGAGAUGUAUAGGACGGUUCUUGGGGGGUUGGAUGGGCAUAAGCAGAAUCUGGAGUGGAGGGAAUCUAUUGAAGAGGGGAAGGGGGUGUUGGAGAAAGAAGCGGUUAAAAGGGUGGAAGAAUGGGAGAAGAACGAGAAGGGGAAGGCGAAGCUUUGA